Linepithema humile (Argentine ant) is the source of this 2370-nucleotide messenger RNA. NCBI's taxonomy places the organism in Eukaryota, Metazoa, Arthropoda, Insecta, Hymenoptera, Formicidae. The record is from RefSeq and is a predicted model, not a curated record.
GAUGAAAAGCAUUCAGUUAUAGCAUAGUGUGCAUAGUGCAUGUUUCAUUGUCAAGGCAAUAAGAUAGCCGUUUCUCGGAAUAGUUUGAUCACGAAAAUAGUUUCCGAUUUGAAGUUUCGGCAUAGUUUCCGAUUUUAAUAAUAAUUAUUAAAAGUAAUAAAAAAGUCCGAUUGAACGUUUUUACGAAAUAUUAACGUAAAUGUAAAUUAUUUAAAUAAACAAUAGAUUGUGAAAAUUAUUUCGCCGAUAAAAGUGAUAAAAAAUAGCAACAACCAGCAAUAUUCUUUGCACACAUAAUUAAACCAAUUAUCAUUAUUGCAAUGGAGAUUUCUACUCUGCUCUUAACUAUCCUCACGGCAAGUGUUUGUUUUUACUAUUUCAUUGUGAGCAAGUUAUCUCAUUUUGAGCAGCUGAAGAUUCCGCACGUGCGACCAAUUCCGUUGCUGGGCAAUAUGGUUUCUUACAUUUUUGGACACAAGUCCUUGAUGGAUAAUUUAGGCAGUAUAUCCAAUUUGUUUCCUGACGCAAAGUACUUUGGAUUUUAUGAAUUUAUGAGACCUACCUAUGUGAUCCGCGAUCCGGACUUAAUCAAUACAAUUGCUAUCAAACACUUUGAUAAUUUUUGCGACCACCUUAAUUUCACUAACGAGGAAAUUGAACCAAUGGCAAGCAAAAACCUGUUUGGUCUGCGAGGCGAUCAUUGGCGCGAAAUGCGAAAGCUCCUCAGUCCUAGCUUCACGUCCAGCAAAAUGAAAAUGAUGUUUGGAUUAAUGUGCCAGUGUGCUGACAAUUUCGCUAAUUUUCUGGCCACCGAAUCCGGGAGUACUGGCAAAACUUAUGAUAUGAAGAAUGUGCUGAGCAGAUAUGCAAACGACGUCGUAGCUACGUGCGCUUUUGGAAUCAGCGUGGACUCGUUCAAGCAUCCGAAGAAUGAAUUCUUUCUGCUAGGCAAAACUCUAAUAUUUAACACAUGGAUGUCUUUUGUAUUUCUUAUGCAUAGAAACUUUCCGAAAAUUUCAAAGUUUAUCAAUCUAAGAAUGUUUGGUUCGAAAGUGGACAAAUUCUUCAAGGAUGUCGUCACUAGUACAGUAAAGGCAAGGGACGAGCAGGGGAUUAUUCGACCUGAUAUGAUUCAGCUAAUGAUGGAGACUAGAGACAAAAAUCAUGGCCCCGCAUUCGACAUCGACGAGAUGACUGCACAAGCAUUCGUCUUUUUUCUGGGCGGAUUUGAUACCGUGUCGACGAUCAUGUCUUUUGCGGCGCACGAGGUCGCUGUCAAUCCUAAUAUACAGAGCAAGUUGAGAGAGGAGAUCGACGAUGUCCUCAAGAUGACCAACGGCAAACCUACAUACGAGGCAAUCAACAACAUGAAAUUAUUGGACGCAAUUAUAAACGAAACUCUAAGACUUUAUCCUCCAGGAUUUUUUAUCGAUAGAUUGUGCGUUAAAGAGUUCGAAUUACCAUCAGCGACGCCAAAUAGUAAAUCGGUCAUACUUAAGCCCGGAGAUAAUAUUUGGUUUCCAGUUUUUGCUUUACACCGUGAUUCUAAAUAUUAUUCACAGCCGGAAAAGUUCGAUCCAGACAGAUUCCUGAAUGACGAAGUAGAUAAUUCAGUUUACAUGCCAUUCGGUAUUGGGCCCAGAAUUUGCAUAGGUAACAGAUUCGCCAUAAUGGAAACAAAAAUUAUGCUGUUUUAUCUUUUAUGGCAUUGCGAUGUUGAACCCGACACUAAAACCACGAAUCCUAUGGUAUUGAAUAAAAGGUCGUUUGUCGUGAUGCCAGAAAAUGGGUUCUGGUUAAAAUUGCGGACGAGGAAAUCGACGGUUCCUGUCGCGUAAUUCUUGUCGAAUCGAUAUUGAAUUUAGAAUAUCUAUAUGUAAUAAUGUUUACUUCAAAAAAAGGUUAUAGAAUUAUAUUUAAAAUAGUCUCUAUGAAUAGUCUCUAUGAAUUAUUAUGUAUUUAAAGUGCCGUAAUUAUGGAUAUGAUGUAUAUGAUAAUAGUAUCAUGCAGGGCAAUAAGUAACAUUUUUUAAUAAAAUUAGUUCAGUUUUUUAUGUCGCAAUAAAGACUUGCGAAUUGUUGGUAAAUCAAUGUUCUUUCUUUAUAAAAAGUAUCUGAGAAAAAGUGUAUAUGUAUACACUAAUCUUAAUAUUUUUCUACGUAAAAUGAAGAAGUUUCUUGACACUUAAUUUUUAAUUUAAGUAUUAAACAUAAAAGAAGCUAAGAAUAAAAAGUUGUUUUGCAGCUGAUAUAUAUCUUUUACUUUGACAAAUGAAAUAAGACAUUAUAUUAUAUUAAUUAAUUUUUGGAGUAUUAUGAAUGAUCUUAUGAAUUAUAACAAUCAUAAUAUUUUAUUAGUUUUGAUAUACAG